UGAUGCAGCUACUACAACUGAAGCCUUCACAAGUUCUGAACCAUUUACAACUGAAUCAUCAACAACUCCCAUUGAGUCAAUAACGCAAGAAUCAACCACUUUAGAGUCAACAAGUACCACUGAACUUCUGACAUCAACUGCAGAACAAGUAUCUAUACUGGAAACAUCAACCCCAAGUGAACCAUUAACAACCCCAACAACUCCAGUAGAGUCAACAAUGCAGGACACAACCACUGUGGAGUCAACAACAAGUAUCAAUGAGAUUCUGACAUCAACUACAGAACAAGUAUCUACACUGGAAACAUCAACACCCAGUGAGCCUGCAACUACUACCGAAGUCCUCAUAAGUCCUGAAUCAACCACAACUGAAUCAGUAACAACCCCAACAACUCCACUUGAGUCAACAAUGCAGGAAACAACCACUGUAGAGUCAACAAGUACAACUGAAUUUCUGACAUCAACUGCAGAGCUAGCAACUACCUUGGAAACAACCACAUCAACUGAUGCAGCUACUACAACUGAAGCCUUCACAAGUUCUGAACCAUUUACAACUGAAUCAUCGACAACUCCCAUUGAGUCAAUAACGCAAGAAUCAACCACUUUAGAGUCAACAAGUACCACUGAACUUCUGACAUCAACUGCAGAACAAGUAUCUACACUGGAAACAUCAACCCCAAGUGAACCAUUAACAACCCCAACAACUCCAGUAGAGUCAACAAUGCAGGACACAACUACUGUGGAGUCAACAACAAGUAUCAAUGAGAUUCUGACAUCAACUGCAGAACAAGUAUCUACUACUACCAAAGUCAUCACAAGUCCUGAAUCAACUACAACUGAACCAUUAACAACCCCAACAACUCCACUAGAGUCAACAAUGCAGGACACAACCACUGUAGAGUCAACAAGUACAACUGAACUUCUGACAUCAACUACAGAACAGGUAACUACCCUGGAAACAACCAUCUCAAAUAAGUCAGCAACAACAAGCGAAGUCCUCACAAGUCCUGAAUCAACCACAACUGAAUCAGUAACAACCACACCAGCUCCUGUUGAGUCGACAAUGCAGGAAACAACCACUGUAGAGUCAACAAGUACCACCGAACUUCUUACAUCAACUGCAGAACAAGUAUCUACACUGGAAACAUCAACCCCCAGUGAGCCUGCAACUACUACCGAAGUCAUCACAAGUCCUGAAUCGACUGCAACUACUGAAUCAUCAACAUCAUCACCAACUCCUCUUGAGACUACAGUGCCAACUACAACUAUUUCCACAACAACAAAAAAUGAAGGCUAUCUUUCUUUACGCUUUAAGAUGGAUACUGUUUUCAUUGAUGCUUACAGUAAUCCAAAUUCAGAUGCUUUUAAGACACUGGCCAAUCGUGUUGAAACUGAGUUGACAAACAUAUACACAGCAAUGUACCCGCUGACAUUCCGAAGAUGCAUCGUCAUUUCAUUUCGGCCUGGCUCUGUGGAAGCAAAUACUCAACUUACUUUUUUGGACCAGACCCAGAUGCCUAAUACUACAAAUGCUGAAGAAGCUUUAAAGCAAUCUCUUAAUUCAUCAUCUUUAGGUGUUAUUGCAUCCAGUAUUGAAGCUGUGGUCAUCAGUUCUGCAAAUGCAACCGAAUCCCCAACCACUAAGGAACAAGAAACUAGCCUGGAUGCAACAACCUCAAGCGAGACAGCAACUACAAGUGAAUUCUUCACGAGUCCUGAACCAACUACAAAAGAAUUAUUAACAUCACCAACUCCACUUGAAUCAACAAUGCAGGAAACAAUCACAGUAGAAUCUACAACAAGCACCACUGAAGCUCCAACAUCAACUACAGAACAAGUGACAACCUUGGAGACAACCACCUCAACUGAUGCAACAACUACAAGUCAAGUGGUCACAAGCACAGAACCAACUACAACUGAAUCAACAACACCUUUUGAGACUACAGUCCAAGAAACAAACACUGUAGAAUCCACAACAAGCACCACUGAAGCCCCAACAUCCACUACAGAACAAGUGACAACCCUGGAGACAACCACCUCAACUGAAGCAACAACUACAAGUCAAGUGGUCACAAGCACAGAACCAACUACAACUGCAUUAACAACGCCUUUUGAGACUACAGUCCAAGAAACAACCACUGUAGAAUCUACAACAAGCACCACUGAAGCUCCAACAUCAACUACAGAACAAGUGACAACCUUGGAGACAACCACCUCAACUGAUGCAACAACUACAAGUCAAGUGGUCACAAGCACAGAACCAAGCCUGGAUCAGUUGGAGUGGAUUCCCAGGUGGGCUUUGAAAACAAGACAGUGGUUCCUGAAACAACAGAGGCAGUGA
Astyanax mexicanus (Mexican tetra) is the source of this 2338-nucleotide messenger RNA. Its product is annotated as mucin-2. NCBI's taxonomy places the organism in Eukaryota, Metazoa, Chordata, Actinopteri, Characiformes, Acestrorhamphidae. The transcript has 5 exons. The coding region runs from base 218 to 2338 and encodes 706 amino acids. The record is from RefSeq and is a predicted model, not a curated record.